This is a messenger RNA of Vigna radiata var. radiata (mung bean), 1059 nucleotides long. Its product is annotated as protein FAR-RED ELONGATED HYPOCOTYL 3-like. The record is from RefSeq and is a predicted model, not a curated record. The transcript has a single exon. NCBI's taxonomy places the organism in Eukaryota, Viridiplantae, Streptophyta, Magnoliopsida, Fabales, Fabaceae. Gene Ontology annotation, molecular function: DNA-binding transcription factor activity, RNA polymerase II-specific. Bases 1 to 1059 code for a protein of 352 amino acids.
AUGGAUAACUAUCCAUUUUUGGAUUCUCAAAUGAAUUCUGAUUUUAUGUCAGAAUUCUCUUCCUUUAUAAACGAAGUCGGUGAGGGUGAUUACACAGAUAAAUUUUCCACUGAUCAAAUAUUCCCAUCACGUGCCGAUAUGAUUGAUUGGGUUCGAAAGAUUGCAUUUGAGCUUGGAUUUGUGGUUGUCAUCAUAAUAUCUGACACAACAACUGGUGAAGCUGGAAGAAAGACAUUCGUUGUGUUAGGCUGUGAAAGGAGUGGGAAAUAUAGGAAGUAUAAGCAAGACGUGCAACCUAGUGUGUUUGGCACAAGAAAAUGUGAGUGUCCGUUUAAGUUGAGGGGUAAACCUAAAGGACACGGUUGGGUGUUAAAGGUUAUGUGCGGCUAUCACAACCAUCAAUUAGUAGAGACUUUGGUUGGUUAUCCUUUUGCGGGGAGGUUAAAUGCUGCUGAACAAUCAAUUCUUGUUGACAUGACUAAGAGUAAAGUUAAACCCUCAAAUAUUCUUUUGACUCUUAAAGAACAUAAUGAAGAUAACGUGACGACUAUAAAACAAAUAUAUAACACGAGAUACACUUACAAACGAUCUUUGAGAGGGUCACGAACUGAAAUGCAACAGUUGAUGAUGUUGUUAGAUAGAGACAAAUACAUCCAGAAUAGCAGAUGUUUGGAAGAUUCUGACGUAGUAAGUGACCUAUUUUGGACACAUCCUGAUUCAGUGCACCUGGUCAAUUCAUUUAAUAUUGUGUUCUUAAUGGAUACGACGUACAAGACAAACAAAUAUCUUCUUCCGUUGCUUGAGAUCGUUGGAGUCACGUCCACUGGUUUGACAUUCACAGCCACCUUUGCAUUGCUUUCAAGUGAACGCCAAAAUAAUUUCACUUGGGCAUUGAAAAUGUUUAAAAGAUUACUAUUGACAAUAGAGGGCGGUCCACGCGUUAUUGUCAUUGAUAGAGACAUUGCUUUGAUAAAUGCCAUUACCAAUGUCUUUCCUGAGACAUAUCAUAUGUUUUGUACAUUCCACAUUAUAAGCGAAAUGCAAGAUGUUAGUGGAUAA